Molecule: messenger RNA, 1542 nt
Organism: Carcharodon carcharias (great white shark)
Lineage: Eukaryota; Metazoa; Chordata; Chondrichthyes; Lamniformes; Lamnidae
Gene: insc
Product: protein inscuteable homolog
Exons: 11
Coding region: 1-1542 (513 amino acids)
Biological process (GO): asymmetric cell division; establishment of mitotic spindle orientation; apical protein localization
Cellular component (GO): apical cortex
Molecular function (GO): protein binding; cytoskeletal adaptor activity
Source: RefSeq, a predicted model, not a curated record
AUGCAUCUGAUGCAAAUGGACUCUGUGCAGCGUUGGAUGGAGGACUUGAGAUUGAUGGCGGAAUGUGAGUGUAUGUGCAUACUUCAAUCAAAGCCCAUCAGUGUGGAUGGCGAUGGACUCAAUGAGCUUGUCAUAACAUCUCAGCAAAAUUUACAAGACAGCUUGCAGGCACUGUUGAAGAGAGCAUGGACAAUCACUACAGAACUGUCCAACAUUUUCUACAAGCUUGAAAAAAAUAGGUGGCAACGGAUUCACAGCGCUGCAGUGAGGGUGGACUGUCACGUCAGGUCUUUGAUAAAUGAAUACAACAGUUACACUAGGAACGCUUCAGCAGAGAUACAACAGUUUGAGAAGAUUUUAAUAGAGAAAUGCACUGCACUGACUAAGAUAACCGAAAGCUGUAUGCAUGAUGAAGAUGAAACAACAGUAGCCUCUAUGAAAGCUGAGAUCGUUGAAACCCUGAUAUCGUUUAGUCAUUCUUUCAGUCAGAUGGUGGAACUAGCUUUAACCCAUGAAAUACAGGACCUGGUGAGGCAACUAGAUUCAGCAACCAACAUAUACAACAUUGAGACAGCCGUCAGUAGCCUUAUUGGCCUGACACAGGAAGGUGCCCACUUAUGCCACAUCAUAGCCAAGGAAGGAGGGGUGGCAGUCCUAUUCAAACUUUGCAAACAAGAAGCUCCUAGCUGCUUGCAUGUGCAUGCCCUUAGAGCACUGGCAUCAAUAUGUAGCGUGGAGGAAGGCAUCAAUGAACUUGAGAAGGUGGAUGGCGUGCUGUGCUUGGCUGAUCUCCUCACUAAUGAAACAAACUCUGAAGCAACUCGUGCAGAAGCUGCAGCAGUGGUGUCACAGAUUACCUCUCCACACCUCACCUUCACACAGCAUCUCAGCAGCUUCUUAGAGAAUAUGGAGGACAUUGUAACAGCACUUAUCAAUUUAUGCAAAGAUGCCUCAUCGAGUGAAGUGUUCCUGCUGGCUUCUGCUGCUCUUGCCAACAUCACGUUCUUUGAUUCAAUGGCCUGUGAGAUUUUGUUGCAGCUGAAUGCAACAAAAGUUCUUAUCGAAGCCUGUCGUGAUCCACAGAGAGUUGACACUCCUUACUCCAAAGAUCAGGUAGUGACAAUACUGGCAAAUAUGGCUGUAUUAGACCAAUGUGCUUCUGAGAUGAUACAGGAAAAUGGUGUGGAGCUUUUGCUGGAAUUUCUCCAUGAGAAAAUCUCACCUGGAAUUUCUGCAGAGGGUGCAGCAUUGGAAAGAGUGUUACAGAAGUCUGCAGUGACAUUAGCCCGUCUAAGCAGAGAGCCGGACAUAACCCAAAUUGCCACAAGCCUGAACUGUAUUCCUCGUCUGAUCGAACUCUGCCGAUCCCCCUCUGAGCGGAACAACAGUGAUUCAGUAUUAGUGGCAUGUCUGGCAGCAUUGAGGAGACUGGCAGCUUCCUGUCCACAAAGCUUUACGGACACAGAUUACCAACAGUUAAUUAAACCUCGGCUUGUAGAUUCUUUCCUACUCUGCUCAAAUAUGGAAGAAAGUUUUGUCUGA